AUCUUGAUGAAGAAGCAUGAAUUAAAAAAAAAAAAAAAAUAAAUAAAUAUCAAGAAAUUAUAAAACACUAAUGAUUUACUUUAUUUUUUAUAACUGUUAAUUAUUUUAAUAUAAUUUAUACAUUUUUUAGAGAACAAAAUGUCCAAGGAACAAAGUAAUGUGAGUAAGCACGGUUAUCGCAAGAAAGUGUGGAACUACAUGAUGGACAACGACUUGGUGAACUUCCCAUCAAUAGUUUACCACCGCAUACCGAACUUCAAGGGCGCUGAGGAAGCAGCGAAGCGUCUGGCCGAGUUGGAGGAGUUCAAGAAGGCACGUGUCCUGAAAGUCAACCCAGACAAGCCCCAAGAACCAGUCAGAUUGCUGGCUCUGGAAGCUGGCAAGGAGAUCUUGGUCCCGAUACCGAGGCUGAAGUCGGGUUUGUUUUUUCACGUAGUGCCUGUGACUCAUGACGGAGCUGCUACCCAGCAAAACCUGAAAGCCAUGGCGACUCGUUUUGGUAUUGAGACACAUGGCAAGCCUGUCGGCAUUGACGCAGACAUCAAAGUCGACCUGGUGGUCCUCGGCUCGGUCUGUGUUAGCAGGGAAGGCUUCAGGAUUGGAAAGGGCGAAGGCUUCGCUGAUCUCGAGUUUGCCAUGAUGAUGAGGAUGAAAGCGGUUAAUGAUAACACUGUUGUGGUCACGACUGUCCAUGAUUGUCAGCUGGUUGACAAGUUUGAGGAAGGCUUGUUCGAGAGACACGACGUACCUGUUGAUAUUAUUGUCACGCCUACGCAGACUAUUUUUGUUAGUGAGAAGUUGAAGAAACCUGAGGGGAUUUUUUGGAAUAUUCUCACGCCCAGGAGGAUUAAGACGAUGCAAAUUUUGCAAAUUUUGAAGGAUAUUGAUGAAAAAGAAGGCAAGGAGGUAAUUUUGAAAGCAGAUGAGCCCAAUAACACUAAGCCGAGGCGUUUUGAAAAAAAUUGGAAGCGUACGAAAGGAAAAAAGAAUCUUAAAGUCAAAAAAGAGUCAGAAAUAGAACUUAUCACUGAAAAUAAUGACAAAGAAAACGAAAAUAAAAAUGAAACUAAAGCCGAGGAAGAAAAGAAAGAAGUUAAAAAAAAUCGUCGAAGGCGUCGGCCGCAGAAACAAACCGAGAAAAUAGACACUGAAAAAAAUGAGGUAGAAAAAACGGACAAGCCAAAAGAAAAUAAAGGUCGUAAAUUAAAACCGAAGCCUCAGAUUGAUUUUUCAUUAAAGCUCUCUAACAUCGGGUCUGAUGUGCGAGUGAGAGAUUUGAAGAGUGCAUUGUCGCAGCGUGGAAUCAGUCCGACGUCGAUAGCUUGGCGAGGCCAGCGUGGGUUCUGUUAUCUUCAUUUCGGGAAAUUGAGGGGCAAAAAUAAUACGCCGAAUGAGCCGGUUCAAGUCGACUCGAUAGUCGCUAAUUUGCAGCAAUUAUACGUGGGUAACAACGGUAAUCACGGAGGAGAUUCAAAUAUCACAAAUGAUAAAUUUAUUAUCGUUGAACCGGCAAAGCCUGUUACUAGGAUCGAGACAACCGAUGUUUCUGCGGUUUAAUUGACUAUUUUGGUUCGUUAUAAAUUAUAAUUAUAUUAAUUAAUUAUUAUUUUGUACGAGAGUCUAUUUUAUUAACGCGUACAUAUAUAAAUACUCAAUAAUUACGUACUUUGGCUACGUGUGAUAUUUUAUAUAUUUAUUACGCGUUUUUUUUUUCUUUACU
This is a messenger RNA of Cotesia glomerata, 1720 nucleotides long. RefSeq names its product methenyltetrahydrofolate synthase domain-containing protein (gene lost). The record is from RefSeq and is a predicted model, not a curated record. The transcript is spliced from 5 exons. Gene Ontology annotation, cellular component: cytoplasm. Lineage: Eukaryota; Metazoa; Arthropoda; Insecta; Hymenoptera; Braconidae. The coding region runs from base 139 to 1557 and encodes 472 amino acids.